Molecule: messenger RNA, 1476 nt
Organism: Rotaria socialis
Lineage: Eukaryota; Metazoa; Rotifera; Eurotatoria; Philodinida; Philodinidae
Source: the annotation of a GenBank genome assembly
AUGAAAUUAACAUUAUUAACAAUAAAUAUUUUAUUGAUUAUAAAUAAAUUAUUAUUAAUAAAUGGAUUACCACCAAUACUGUGUCCAUCUCCAAUAGCACUUCGUGAUACAUCAAAUCCAACAACAGUUGUUGGUAAUGGAACAGUAGCAUCAUGCAAUGAAAUGAAUUUAGCAAUUGCAUUAAGUCUUGGUGGAAUAAUAACAUUUAAUUGUGGUUCCAAUGGUCAACCAGUCACAAUUGAUAUUCACAGUCAGUUAAAUGCUGCAAAUACAACUGAUACAAUUAUUGAUGGCGGUGACAUAAUUACAUUAAACGGUUUAGGUUUAACAAGAAUUUUAAAAUUUAAUCGAAACGAUUUUCGUUAUUCCACCCCAGUAUUGACAGUUCAACGUUUAACAUUUAUAAAUGGCUACUGUCAAGAUCUUGACGGUGGCUGUGCAAUAUUUCAAUCACUUGGAGGAUCGACAGUUGUUAUUAAUUCCAUAUUUGAAAAUAAUACAGGACCUGUUGCUGGACAAGAUGUUGCUGGUGGAGCGAUUUGGACAAUCGGUGGCGGAACAACAAAUAUAAUUCGAAGUAUGUUUCUUGAAAAUAAAUGCUCAAAUGGCGGUGGACUCGGCAUUCUUGGCAGUGGUUUAAUUAUUGUUAAUUCACAUUUUGAAGGAAAUCAAGCUACGGGAAAUGGAGGAAAUCCAGGUAAUGGUGGUAAUGGCGGUGCUAUUAGUUUCGAUGGCUUAGGAAGAAACAAUUCAAUUUGUGGAACAAGAUUUACAGGAAAUCAAGGAAAUAAAUAUGGUGGAGCAUUUUUUCGUGUUGCUUACAAUGGAAGUGAAAGAAAUGACUUUGAACAGAUUAUUGUUGAUAAUAAUUGGAUACCACAAUCUGCAAAUGGACUUGCUGGUGGUUUAUAUAUUCAAGGUAGUAUGGCAACAAUUAAAUAUGCAGCUAUUGUUAGUAAUUCAGCUGGAGGUGACAAUCAAGCUUAUGCUGGAUUAGGUGCUGCUGUUUUUUGUUCAAAUCCUGUUCUUGGAACAUUUACAAAUCUUGUUGUUGCUAAUAAUCAUGCUGGGGCUUUUGCUGCUGCUUUUGCUGGUUGUUCAACAACAAUAACACUUUCAAAUACAGUUAUUGCAAAUAAAACCGUUGGAAAUCCAUGGCCAGCUAAUGCUUGUUCGUCGCCUAUGAAUGAUGGUUCAGGUGUUGUUCAAUCUCCUAUUAAUAAACAGACACCAGCUUCGGGUCAAGAUGCUCUUUGUACAAACGGAGCUGUUAUUGGACUUAACAAUGUGACUGUUGUUUUAAAUGAAACAAAUUGGGAAAUACAAAUUGUUGGCGCACAAUCAUCAUAUAUAGGUCCAUCAUCAAUUUCAUCUGUAACUAAUACUAAUCAAACAUCAGCUCCAUCAUCAACUAUAACUACAUUUCAUUAUUCAUUUUGUUUAAUUCUUUUACAACAAUUUAUUUUAAAUUAUUAA